UCGCUCAGCAGCACCGUUUCCUUCACCGAGCGCCGGAGCGGCCUGGUCUGAGGCCUCCGCACCGAGCUCAAUUUUUUUCCUCUCCCCGUUGCUGGGGUUGCCGCUCUGUGGUCCCGGCCGGCCGGCGUGACGCCCCCGCUCCGCCGCCAUGAAGCUCGUGAGGUUUCUAAUGAAAUUGAGUCAUGAGACUGUGACCAUUGAACUGAAGAAUGGAACACAGGUGCAUGGAACAAUCACAGGAGUGGAUGUCAGUAUGAAUACGCAUCUUAAAGCUGUGAAAAUGACACUGAAGAACAGAGAGCCUGUACAGUUGGAGACAUUGAGUAUUCGGGGAAAUAAUAUUCGAUACUUCAUUCUGCCAGACAGUUUGCCUCUGGAUACCUUGCUAGUGGAUGUUGAACCAAAAGUCAAAUCCAAGAAAAGGGAAGCAGUUGCAGGAAGAGGCCGUGGCAGAGGUCGGGGCAGAGGCCGUGGUCGUGGCAGAGGAAGAGGGGGACCUAGGCGAUAACUUCUCACACCACAGAUACAUGUUACAAAAUUCUAAGCAGUCUGAUAUUUUUUGUACAGGUUUUGUUUACAAUGUCGAUUUUUUUAAUAAACUCAAAUGUGGAAAAGUUGUCUCUCUUGUCAGUUAAGCCCUGAAUGGGGUUUGUAUUCAUUGUAUGGAGCCGUAGAGCAUUACUGUGGCCUAAGCAUGCCAUGUUACCUUUGUUCAUGCAGUUCAGCCAAGAGAAUUUCUUUUCCUAGUACAUACUAUAAUACCACCUCUUGCUCUUCUCUGACCAGGAAAGCUAGUUGUUAUGUUGUAAUACUGUUCAAUCAAAAUGAAUGUUGUUUCUUCCUUUGCAAGACACAUACCGUGUUCCAUUAAGGUCACAUAACCAAAAUGUAUAUUUAGAGAAUUUAUACUUUUUAAAUGUUGUGUUUUGUUUAACAUUGCAUUUCAGGGGACCUCUUCUGUUGUACUUAACAAAAAAAAAAAAUACAAUUCUACUAUCUAAUUGAAACUUAAUAUGUAACACAUCUUGAGUUCAUUCUGUUAUAGAAAGACUUUCUCACAGGGAAAAAUGGUUCAGAUCUAUCAAACAUUGGAAUGUGGCAUCAUAAGAUUAAAAUCAAAAUACAUAU
Messenger RNA from Chelonoidis abingdonii (Abingdon island giant tortoise), 1128 nucleotides. RefSeq names its product small nuclear ribonucleoprotein D1 polypeptide (gene SNRPD1). Gene Ontology annotation, biological process: spliceosomal snRNP assembly; RNA processing. Gene Ontology annotation, molecular function: RNA binding. Lineage: Eukaryota; Metazoa; Chordata; Testudines; Testudinidae. The record is from RefSeq and is a predicted model, not a curated record.